UGGCGGUGUGGUGAUUCAGGAAAAAGACACAUGAAGAAGAAGGGGAAAAGGGCAGACAAAAAGCAGACGGAAGUCACUCGGCAAAGUCAAGCUCCUGAGAGGGGUGAAUUCUCUGUAGAGGCCGGCCGGCAAAAAGAUCUUUAACAAUGGUGAAAAUCUUUGUGGGAAACCUGCCCCGAGAGGCAGACCAGGAGGAAAUCAAGGCCCUCUUCACUCAAUACGGCACAGUCACAGAAUGUGCUAUCAUCAAAAACUAUGCCUUUGUUCACAUGGAUGACCGCAAGGCUGCCACUAAAGCCAUUAAGAAUCUGCACCUGUACAAGCUUCAUAGCACACCAAUCAACGUAGAGGCCAGCCAUGGGAAGAACCAGGGCUCUGUCAAACUGCAUGUAGCCAAUGUAGAAAAGGGAGCUGAUGAUGAGCUCCGUGCACUCUUUGAGGAGUACGGUACAGUCACAGAGUGUGCUGUUGUUAAGAAUUUUGCGUUUGUACAUAUGUCUAACUCUGACGAGGCCAUGGAUGCCAUCAAGGGACUGGACAAUACUGAAUUUCAAGGCAAACGCAUCCAUGUCCAGAUUUCUAAGAGUCGGCCUAGACACGAUGAACGGGAUGACUACCCCCCUCCUCCCCCAGACAGGGGUGGAUAUUGGCCCCCUCGCUAUCCAGGAGAGAGGCACGAGCCUCCCCCACCCAGCUAUAUGAGAGGCCGUCUCAGCCAUAUCCCCCCAGGUUACCCUGCCCCUCCUCUGCCACCUCCUCCCCCUAGAAGGGCAGUUUAUCCUGAACGUCCCUAUGAGGGUGAGAGGGACAGGUACAGCGUGGUAGAUUACUAUGAGAAGUACAGAGCCCGUCCGUAUGGCAUCCCCUCCUAUGAGGACCAACGUCCCGGCGCCCCUCCUCCUCCUCCUCCCCCUUCAGCCGUCGUCCGAGACCGUCUUAUGACCUCGUCUCUUGACCCGUAUGAGCGUCGUCCCCUCCCACCUCCUCCGUCCUCAUACUAUGCCCGAGAUCGCAGUCCUCUCAGGAGAGCGCCAAGCGCGCCAAUGCCCCCCGCCAGUAAUGGCUACUCCUAUGAGCGCUCCCGACUCUCUCCGGUUUCCCGGGUACCUGCAUACGGAGUUCCACGCGCCAGGGACCCCUACGCAGAACGGCUGCCGCCGCCACCCCCUGCACGCUACGCUUAUUAAGCGAGGCCCUGACAUGUGAAGGAUCGUCGUCCAACUGCGUCGCCGCUCGCCGCCUCCUGAUGCACGUGACACUAUCCUCUUCCUGUCUGUGGCUGAGCGCGUUACGUUCCCCUGCGAUGCUCACAGGAGGAACUGAAUUGCCGACGUCCACGUCUGAUUUUGUUUUUAUUAUUUUGGAAAAGUUUUUACUCGUUUUUUUUCCCCCUGAUUGUUUUAGUUUGUCAUUGUGCUGUAGUAUUUUUUUUAUGCCAGACGUCUGAAUUAGGCGUUUUUUUUUUUUUUUUUAUUUGUACUUUUACGUUUGGAAAAAUUAGUGUUCUGAUGUUGUGUGUGUGACCAUAGAAAGCUGAAUAAUUUCAGCUGAAGUCUCUAGGCGAAACUUGUGACUGUAGAUUUAACUGAACUGAAUUAUGUUUGGUAUUAAAUCUAAUCUGCACGUUGGUUCCUUCAUGUUAACGCUUUCCCAUCGAAAAUCAAACCUCCAUGUGACGUUGCUGUGAAAAUUUAAACUGGUAAGACAUAGGUUUGACAAAUGUAGAAAGUAACUGUUAAUAGGACAGUUACCGCAAAUCGUUCACAUGUACCUGUAUGUUGUCGAACUUGUUUUUAAUAAACGGAUUUGUGCAGUUAAUGUUGUUCACAGAUGUGCCCCAAAUCAUGCCCAGCGCUAAAACACCAUUAGUGUAACCGCUUGAAUUGAUUCGCCUACUCUUUUAGGAUCUUUCGAAAAAAUAAUCCUUUAAUUAAUGAUUAUUCGUUCAUUAAUGAUGAACACACGCAUAGCAAACUUGUUAAAGUCGUCACGCUGAUUAAAGAAAUAUCACUCUUGUCUGGAA
Epinephelus fuscoguttatus (brown-marbled grouper) is the source of this 2023-nucleotide messenger RNA. RefSeq names its product RNA binding motif protein 4.3 (gene rbm4.3). The record is from RefSeq and is a predicted model, not a curated record. Gene Ontology annotation, cellular component: cytosol. The transcript is spliced from 4 exons. Lineage: Eukaryota; Metazoa; Chordata; Actinopteri; Perciformes; Serranidae. The coding region runs from base 147 to 1187 and encodes 346 amino acids. Gene Ontology annotation, molecular function: mRNA binding.